UAACGACUUGCUUUGAAACCUUUUUCAUGUGUAUGAUUACUUCCUGCGCUUACUUAUAUCUGAUCUCCCUCCUGUGUUUAUUCUGUUAAUUCGUCUUCUAAAAUUUAGAUUUAUUAUGUCUAACCUACCGACAGAUACUAAAGCGCUAGAGCAGCAGCAAAUCCCUCCUCACCAGCGUCUGGGCUGCAAGCUAUUCAUUCAGAUGUCAGGCGCUCCGGGAUCGGGCAAGACUACGACGGCAAACUUGCUAGCUCCUCGGAUCGACGCCAUCGCCAUCCCGCAUGACAACAUCAAGUCUCUACUCCUGGACUCGGGUGUCUCCUUUGACGAGGCAGGCAGGAUAGCGUAUGGUCUCGACUGGGUACUUGCCGAGAACGCCAUGCGCCAGGGACUGAGCGUCAUCGUCGACACGCCCUGCCUCUAUCCACAGAUCCUCGACCGCGGCCACGCGCUGGCUCGGGCGCACGGGUACACGUACUGCUAUAUUGAGCUUCGUGCUGACCCUGAUAACCUAGCUAUGUUAGAUGAUCGUCUACGCGCCCGCGUCGAUCCGCUGAGGGUACAGCGUACCGCUAUCGACGAUGUGCUCAGAGACGCCGACAAGUUUGGCGGCGGGGCCGAGGCCAAGGAAGCUGCUCGGGAGCGGUUCCGUGCUAUGGUUGCCAAUCCGUGCCGACCCGCUUCUAACUUCAUUGUUGUUGAUGCAUGCAGCAGCCUCGACGAGCGUAUUGAUUUCGUGCUGGGACAGAUUUCUGCCAUAGCGGAUAAGGAGGAAGAAUCGGCUGUCAGGUAGUUAUUUGUAGUUCUACUUCGGCAAACAUGGCCGGCUCUCGCUGAGUAAAACCUUCAACGGUGUUACACGUGUAACCUCUGUGCCGGUUGAAGAAUGCAGUUCGCCUUGCACUUCGGCCGUACGAAGGACCAUUGCAGGCUGUUCAUGACCUUCCAAG
Xylaria bambusicola is the source of this 950-nucleotide messenger RNA. RefSeq lists its product as uncharacterized. Bases 116 to 793 code for a protein of 225 amino acids. Lineage: Eukaryota; Fungi; Ascomycota; Sordariomycetes; Xylariales; Xylariaceae. The record is from RefSeq and is a predicted model, not a curated record. The transcript has a single exon.